UCCUACGUCAUGUUCCAAGCGGGGUUGAUUUUGUAGAUUCUGUAUAUUUUUCUAUGCUAAAAUACACGUAAUAUAUCACUAACAUUUUUAUGUUACUAUACUUUUCGUCUUCGGAUACUGUUCUUACCUUUAUAUUCAAGGACAUUUUUGCUCAUAAUCUUCCCCAACGCUUGUUUUUCUUGCCUUGGAAAUAGGGGCGAGGUGUAACUUUAGCUAUUUUGCUCGCUUGAAUCCGUUAGCUAGCCGUAGCUGCUAGCCCGAGCCAUAUAUUUUUAAAACGUGACAAAUGAAGAAAAAAAUUGAGCAAAUCUACAAACCUGUGUGAAAUUGAACGACAUCUAAGCGGGAGUAAGCAGUGGCUCAAGAAAAUUAUCGAACGCCUGUUUGGAACAAGGACAUCAAGCCACCACCACCAGCAUCGCUAGCGAAAAACAAUACGAAUCCUGAAUCCUUUUCAUCCACCACUGGGAAAGGCAAGUGGCAAGAAUCUAAAUAAAGGCCUCGAAAGAUAGCUAGCAAAGGGUGGACUAGCUAGGUGACCAGCGCCUCCCGGUAGACUGAGGAUAGACGCACCCUGGAUCCGUGAGCCCAGACGUCACCGAAGCUGGUACCUCGCUCCAGCCUGAACCAUGUGAGGGGCCUAUCCACCUGCCCAGAGAGGACUCCUCUCCUCCCCCUUCACACAAGACAAGAGUCAGAGAAAACCACGUCUGCCAGAAGGGUCACCAGAAGACCCUGGCCUCCUGAGUGAAGAAGACACUUUUCCCCCCUCCCUCACCCCUCCCUUCCUUCCUCCCUGUGUCCCCCCCCGCCCCUGUUUAACACACUGCACUCGAGCUGUGAGCCACCCCUCACUUGCAGUACUGUCCUCCCUCAUUCAGCCUCGGCCCGUUCCCGAGACAGGGACCAGUCAUGAUGUUCCGAGACCAGGUGGGCAUUCUGACGGACUGGUUCAAGGCGUGGAACGAGUGCGAGCAAACGGUGGCGCUCCUGUCGCUGCUGAAGCGUGUCUCCCGCACGCAGGCACGCUUCCUCCACAUCUGCCUGGAGCACUGGCUGGCCGACUGCACCGAGAUCCAGGUGCUGGAGGCUGAGGCCAACAAUGCAGCCAUCGUGAGCCAGUGGCACCAGGAGCCCAAGGAGAAGGCGGUGUCGCUGCUGCUGUCGCACCUGCCGCUGCUGCAGCCGCGCAACAGCGAGGCCAAGUGCGAGUACAUGCGUCUGCUGCAGAAGGUGCUGAGCCACACCAUCGAGAGCAGCCUGUUUGUGGAGGAGAGCCGGCAGCUGCUGUCCUACGCCCUCAUCCACCCGGCCACCACGCUGGACGACCGCACCUCCCUGGCCAUGUGGCUCAACCACCUGGAGGAGCACCUCUCGGCCCGGCCGCCCCCGCCCCCGCCACAGCAGCCGCAGUCCCACUACAGCCACCUGCGCCAGGGCUCGGACGAGUGGGCGUGCCCCCCGGAGGUGCAGGACGCGGCCCACAUCUGGCAUGACCAACACGGGCAGCAGCAGCUGGGCCUGGGCGGCUCGUCUUCGUCUUGCAGCUCGCCGCCGGGCCAGAACGGACACCUGCCCUUCCAUAGUCCUGGAGGAGGGCUGCCCUCGCCCAUCAAUAGCGCAGGUAUGGUGUCGCAACUGCAGCCCAGCCCCCUGAAGCGCUCCAUGUCCCUGAUCCCCUCCAGUGGUCCCGGGUGCGGCUCCGACUGGCUGAGCCCCUCGGACGAGCAGCAGCCGGGCCAGCUGGGCGGCCGGGGAGGAGGCCCCGGGGGCCCUGAACAUGCGCCCCUCUCUCCCCAGAGCAGCGUGGCAUCCUCCGGCAGCGAGCAGACCGAGGAGCAGGGCUCCGCACGCAACACCUUCCAGGAGGAUGGCAGCGGCAUGAAAGAUGUGCCCACGUGGCUGAAGAGUCUGCGUCUGCACAAGUACGCCUCCCUCUUCUCCCAGAUGAGCUAUGAGGAGAUGAUGACCCUCUCCGAGCACCAUCUGGAGUCUCAGGUGGGGCAGAACGUGACCAAAGGAGCAAGGCACAAGAUUGCCCUGAGCAUCCAAAAGCUACGCGAGAGGCAAAGUCUCCUGAAGUCUUUAGAAAAGGACAUUCUGGAGGGUGGGAACGUGCGUAACGCGCUGCAGGAGCUGCAGCAGAUCAUCAUCACGCCCAUCAAGGCCUACGGUCCCAUGUGCAGCACGCCACGGGAAUCCGACCACGGCGCCUCGACAACCAAAGGCAGCGCGGAGGAGAAAGGGGAGGGGUCGAGCGAGGGCGUCGGCGGCUUCCAGUCCAACAGCUCGCCCGCCUGUGACAGCGAGUCGUCCUCGGCACCUAUCGGAGACGGAGACAUCGCAGGCCAGUUCACCCGCGUCAUGGGCAAAGUGUGCACACAGCUCUUAGUGUCCAGACCAGACGAGGAGAACAUCAGCUGUUACCUUCAACUCAUCGAGAAGUGCUUGACGCACGAGGCGUUUACGGAGACGCAGAAGAAGAGGCUGGCCUCCUGGAAGCAGCAGGUGCUGAAGCUACUGCGCCUUUUCCCCAGGAAAGCCAUGAUGGACAUGCCCAUGUACCGCCAGAAAGGCUGGGCUUACGGCUCCAACUCGCUCCCCACAGCUGGCUCUGUGGGCGCGUUAGGCCGGCGGGGCCAGCGGCAGUUCCAGAUGCCCCCCAGGGGGAUGCCGCCGGGCCGCAUGGGCAUCCUGAGCCCGGGGGGCAUGGGGGGCGCCUCGCCAAGACACACCCUCACCAGCCCCGCGCUGCCCGGCCAGGGACGACAGAAUCUGUGGUUUGCCAACCCGGGAGGCAGCAACAGCAUGCCCAGCCAGAGCCGCAGCUCUGUCCAGAGGACCCACUCGCUGCCCGUACACACCUCCCCUCAGACCAUGCUCCUCUUCCAGCAGCAAGAAUGCCAAGUGCCAGGCACAGACCUGGAGAUCAACCCCACACUGGAGUCUCUCUGCCUCAGUAUGACGGAGCACGCCUUAGGGGAUGGAAUGGACAGAACAUCGACAAUAUGAAAACCCUAAAUGCAAGUGAAAAGAAAACCAAGAGAAAAACAAAAACACACACACACACACACACACACAAACGGCAACAGUUACAUUUUGUACCUGAAUCAUGAGUGGUCCAGCACAUAUGUAUAUGCUUAUGUCAAAACGAAAACAAAAGAAAAAAAAAGAUGGAAAAAAAGAGAUGCAAGGAAAAAGAAAAGGAAAGAAAACAAGUCACUACAGAAAAAAAAUGACAAACUAACUGUGUAUAUGUUAUCUGAUAUUUUUCUACUUUAUUAUACUUAACUAAGUUUAUUAUAAGUGGAAUACAAAUGAUUAUUAUAUUACAAGAGAGUGUGAGCUAGAGGGCAGGGGGUCAGGGUUGGGCGGGGUGUAGUGGGGCGGGUUGGUAGUUAAUGAUUGCAACAGCUCAGUUUAUUUUGCUGGACCGUGACCUUGAGACGGAACAGGUCAAGGUGUGCCCACCUGCCCCCUCGGAUUUCCCUUUUGGUUCUGCAAUUGAUUGGUGCUGUCUUUAAAAGGGGUAGGGGGGGAUCUUGUGGUCUUGUUUUUUUUUUGUUUUUUUUUUACUGCUCUUGUCCUUGGGCAGGAUGGGAGGCUUAGUAACACUGCCCCCUUAUGCAUCCCCCACACCAAACUCCUUGGAUACCCUCCCACCCCACACACACAAACACUACCAUCAUGCAUGACUCACAGAAACGCACAGAAGUACAGACAAACCAAAUCAUAGACACGCACACACGCGCACACACACACACAGUGUGCAGACCUCUGGUCUAUUUUCCAAGCUCUUAGUCUAGAUCACUCUCCUCGAUCCCUCCACAAACUCCAAACGCAACACACAGACCCAUCCCCUCAAUGUGAUCACCCCAAGCCAACCCUCCACCCCCUCCCAAUAAUGAUAACAGUACCAUUCAGAGCCCAUUAAUACUGACAUAUACAUCUAUACACAUGCACUUCAAAAAAUAGCUGUGUGGACAGUGCUGUGUCUUCAGCUCUGAAGCCUGCCUGCCUGCCUACCUGAAUGGCUGGCUGGCUGCUUCCCUCUGUAGCCCGCCACGGUAGAGUUGUCUUGCAAAAACGCGCAAACUAAAAGUGAUGAGGAAUCUUUCACAAGAGCCAAGGGGUUCUGUGCGGCCCUCUCGGGCUGGCCCCCUGAGGUCUUGGCCAAAGCUGGCUGCUGGCUCUCACUCGCCCCCCACCCCCCUCCCUUGUCAACCCUCCUCUGGGGGUCCUGGGGGAGGUUUUUUUUUAGGGGGGUGACUGGAACUUUGUACACUAGUGGGAGUUGCACUGGCCUUUUUUUUCUCGUGAAACCCCCCUACCUAUCCCAUUCUUCUUCCUCAUCUUCCUCUUCCUCCUGCCCCGAACCAGAUGAGGCCAAGAGGGGGUGUGGAUGACUUUGCAUGGGAGGCUUUUGUCUUUUUUUCCCUGGUUUAUUUGUUCAUGGGGCAGGGUGACUGUUUUUUCUGUUUUCUGUUUUUUGUUUUUUCCCCCCCGUUAUUUCUUUUUCAGAGCUGGACUCAUGUCGUGUUGAUGUUUUGGAAUGAGAUAUCAAAGCAUGUUGACAUCUUUUUUUAUUUUUUAUUAUUUUCUUUCAUUUCUUCAAACCUCAUACCUACCCAUUUAGGACGAUGUAAAAAAAAAAAACAAGUGAAGAGACAAGUGCACUCUAGUAAAACGCAAAACUAGUUUCAAGUGCGAUACUCCCAGCCCCAUGUCUGUCUGUCUGUCUGUCCGUCCUCUUUUUCCUAUCUCCUUUCUUUUCCUCCUCCUCCUCCUCCUCCUCCUCCUUCUCCUCCUCCUCCUCCUCCUCUGUCCUCUGUCCCCUGUCCCAGUCGCCAGAGAAGCCAGUUUUUGGGAGAUUUAAUGAAUCACGUCAUAUGAAGGUGGUCCUAUAAUAUGCUUGCAUUGUCAUCUCUUCACACUCAACAUUAUUCAGGUGCAGUCUCAAGCAAGCCAUUUCACUGGAACAUGCAAAAGAGUGGAGGUGCUUGUAUAGUACUUAUUUGGUCUUAAUUAUUAUUAUUAUUAUAUAUUAUUAUUAUUAUUUGUUUUUCUUUUUUUCUUUUGGAUCCCUCCUUCAUUCCUCUUUUGGCAGGGAAGACAGAAAGAAAGACAGGGUUUCCAUAUUUCCUCAGAGGGCCUUGGCUGAUCUGUUUAUCCAGUAAAACUUUGUUAUUUACCAAAUACACUUCAUCUGCGCUCAUUUGUUCAUUUUUCAUUGUGUUUGUGUGCGUGUGUGUGAGGGAGAGGGGGAGAGAGAGUGUGUAUGGGUCACUUUUUGGUUUGUCAUCUUGUGGGAAAAUACCAGGGCUGUACAUGUUCUGGUCAAACCAUUCCUCUUGGAUUUCAACAGGUCAGUUGCCUUUCAUCCAGUGCUUGCAUACAUCUCUCGAAAAUGGCCAAACUAUUAUUUGGUUUGAUGGAAAGCUAACAAGCUAGCAAGCUAGCAAUUUUAUUGCAAGUAGGUCAAGUGUAAGUCUGACCAGAAUAUGAUUAUUACUGAAUCCUUACCAUCACAACAUGUCCUUUCUCUGCUUUAUUAUGUCAACUUUUAAUAUAAGGUGCCCCUUCUUUAAAUUCAAGCCUGCCUGCUGUCUGGAUGUUCAGGUACAGGUUGCCCUUUCAUUCAUUCACCAGCCAAAGUAUUCACUUUCACAUUACACAACGUAAUCUUGAAAAAUCCUUUUUGGUUUUCAAGUACAUAGUAGUGUGAGAUUGGUGUAGUGAAGUGUGGAAGAAGAUUAUGCUUCUAGAAGGAGUCUAGAGGGCUUGAUACAGUCUAGCCAAGGGCAAGUAGGUCUGUCCAGAAAUGCCAACAGUGAUCCACCACUUCCCAGGCCAUUCAUUGUAAUAUAAAUAUGGGUCUGAGAAGUGCUGUUGUGCAUAAGGGAGAUUCGGUUGUUGCCACAAUAUCAUUUUACUACUAGCGGCCACAGUCCUCAGCAGCAGCACCCACUUUCAGCCUAUGUGGCAUCGCAAAUUUGCCUCAUUUUCAUGUAGACCGCGCAUACUGUGAAAUCCACCAUUGCCAUCACCUGAAGCAGUUGUCUUUUCCUCUCAUUUCUGCUUAACAAACAAAACAUUAAACAUGGGCAAGAGUGCGUCAAUUUGGGACAAUAUGGGGACGGCUGGUGGGGAAAAUAACUCAUCGACCUUGUGCAUGAAUGCUGUUGCCACUUGUUUUUAAAUCAUCAGCUUAAAAUUCACUCAGGGACACUGGGUCACUUUCACCUCACAUGCAACCCACCUCUUUUCCAAACGUAAUAUCGCCCCUCUACACACACAGAGAGACCAAAAGGUGCUCCGACAAUUAUCCCCCCUACCCACGUAAAUGACACAUUGAAACUUCUAGAAGAUGAAGCACCAACACCUCACCCGAACCCAAUUCGACUGUCAGAAAUGUGCAUUUUACAUAAUGGCAAAAAAUCGCAUCAUGAUGUGGACCAAGUUGUGGGAGAGAAAAUCUUGACAAAUGUAGUACUGUACUGUUUGCAUGUGUUUACACGAGUGCUUGGUGUAUGAUUGUUACUCUCUUAAAAAGCCUAAUUUCAUUCACUAAUUGUUUACCUUGUUAAAUUAAGACAUUUGGCUGCUUAGAAGUGUUGCAGAGUGAUGAGUUCCUUGAGGAGAGAAAGUCUUUCAAAAGGUCACAGAUCUUCAUAUAGAGGACAUUUCUAUUCUCUUGUUAAAUAUUGUAAACGUUUGCAGCUGUGAACUUGAACAUUUUCUUAAGUAAGCAGAAGGAAGAGCGGGCCUCACAUGCCAUGGGGGUGUAGAGCACCUACUGAACGGCUUUUGUGCAAAACCUGAUUUGAUUAACUGUGUGCUGUAAACUUGAGAAGAGCUUAUUGGCUUUUUUUUUUUAAAGGUUAUUGUCCAAACAUUUUUUACAACUAUCUCCAAGCUACUGUAACUACAUAAUGUUCCUUAAUUCGCCUUAUUUCAAAAUUAAUUUCCGUAUUCCCAUUUUCUUUUGCCAACAUGUCAUUCAUUUUUUCAGGUUUGUGGGAUGUUCAACCAUGAUUGCAGGCAUUAUGUACACUUUUAACAGAAUGCUGCCAUCCAA
Messenger RNA from Engraulis encrasicolus (European anchovy), 7078 nucleotides. Its product is annotated as protein Smaug homolog 2. NCBI's taxonomy places the organism in Eukaryota, Metazoa, Chordata, Actinopteri, Clupeiformes, Engraulidae. The record is from RefSeq and is a predicted model, not a curated record. Gene Ontology annotation, molecular function: protein binding; mRNA binding; translation repressor activity. The transcript is spliced from 14 exons. Bases 913 to 3012 code for a protein of 699 amino acids. Gene Ontology annotation, cellular component: P-body. Gene Ontology annotation, biological process: negative regulation of translation; regulation of mRNA stability; nuclear-transcribed mRNA poly(A) tail shortening.